Molecule: messenger RNA, 4841 nt
Organism: Scophthalmus maximus (turbot)
Lineage: Eukaryota; Metazoa; Chordata; Actinopteri; Pleuronectiformes; Scophthalmidae
Gene: pask
Product: PAS domain containing serine/threonine kinase
Exons: 21
Coding region: 383-4177 (1264 amino acids)
Biological process (GO): intracellular signal transduction; negative regulation of glycogen biosynthetic process; protein phosphorylation
Cellular component (GO): cytosol; nucleus; cytoplasm
Molecular function (GO): ATP binding; protein serine/threonine kinase activity
Source: RefSeq, a predicted model, not a curated record
GCUCGAACCCCGCGUUUUACAAAAACAAUACAGCGGAACCAAGUGAAAUAACCGCGUUAAAAUCUGCGUUUCUUCAAGACUCGAACUGUCGGGGUGGUGUCGAGGUCAUGCCCACGCCUCGGCAAGGCUAGCUCUGGACAGAGUUGUUCAAAACUGCAGUGGCAAACCCUGUUAUAUCAGCGCCGAACGGACCACGGCGGCGUUUUGUUUGUGUUAGCCGUAACGUUAGCAGGUGGUUAGCUAGCCAGGUAGCUGGGGAGGAACCGUUACCUUGCCAACGAACGUCAACUGAAACUGCUGCGCCGAGAAUUUUCCCCCGCAGAUUUUGGAAAUCCAAGUCUCACAUUAUCUCUCGACGACUUGAGCUGGAGAACUAACAACAAUGUCGCUGUCGACUGAGGUGAGUCGAGGCGUCCGGUUUAAAGGAGAGACCAUUUGUGUGGUGCCCGACCUCUUCUCUGAUCAGCAAGAUGACUUUGACCUCAAUAAGUCCUACCCAUGCACCAAGAGACCGUUGUACAAGAAGAGCCUUUCCACAAUGCGACGUCGUUAUUACCCCGGUUCCUUGACCGGUGAGGGCUUGGAUGUUUGCAGUUCUGUCGCAGCAAGAAACCACCAAAUCUCAAGCUUACAUCCCGAGCCACAAGUUUCUGCUGUCUGCCUGCCACACCCAUCCACUGUGUCAGAGGCCGAGGAAAGCCUCUUCUGUCAGCUGAUCUCUGGAAACUUUGGCCUGACAGGAUCUCCAUCUGUCCUAAACCCAAACAAAGGCAUUCUUACUGUCAACCAUAAAACCAGAGAGAUUAUGUCAGUGAACGAACAGGCCUGCAGACUUUUUGAGUGCACCACUGAUGAGCUGAUUGGGAAAAAACUGGAAAGUUUCUUAAAGAAAACCAGCCAGGUCAUGGAACAAGCUUUGGAAGAAGAUUUUCUGCUCGUGGAUGGAACUAUUGCAACUGUGUCUGGAAAAGUGAUGGAUGUUGUGACACUAUUUAGUGAGGUGCCAGUGUCGGUGUGCACUCACAAACCAUCACAAAAUUCAGAUCACUGGCUUGUCAUGGUUGAAAAUGUGGAACGGCUAUCAGCCUUUAUCUCCUUUUCACAAGAUGGCAGUGUCCUAACCUGUGACUUCGCAUUUGCCCAUCUCCAUGGAUACCACCAUCCUGACGAGUUAAAAGGGUUGUUAGUAAAGGAGCUAAUCCCCUCUUUACAAAUCCCUCUCCACACUCACGCCUUGCCCAAAAUGCUGAGGGUACAGAGACGCUGCGGUAAAAGCAGAGGGGGUGCAUCAGUCCCGCUGUGCAUCAAAAUUCAGGGGGCAGUUCUAUGUGGAAAAGCCCAACACCAAGAAAAUGAGAUUGGUUGCACCUGCCUAACAGAUAGUUUUGAAAGAUCAGAUUCACAGGACAAGCAAGCUUGCUCCCCUCUCGCCUCUCCUGUGUGCAAGACAGAAGCCUCACACUCUGAAAACUGUGAGCGACCUCAUGGAAAAGAGCCGUCCUCCGAAGUCAAGGUGGAAAGCAGUGCCAUCACCUCAGGACCUGCACUGGAGUACUCUGGGACAGUCUGUGCGUUUGCUCCUCUCAGUGGCCUCCUCUUGCUCCGCCCUGAUGGCUCCAUCUCCAGCAUCCACAACCACCUGGCCCUCAGUUUGUUUGGUUACAUCAAGGACGAGUUGUUAGGAAAGAGUGUCACUUUCCUGAUGCCUGGUUUCUACGGAUGGAUGUCCGACGCAGACAGAAAGUCCUGCCCGUUCCCUGAUUCUCAAGAAGAGACUGGUAAAAGUGCAGCCUCAUCCAAAAUAUCAGGAAAAUCUGACCCGUCCUCCCUGGUGGCUGGAGAUAUGGCCACGGUGCAUCAGGCCAUCAUGGAAAGAACCUCGACGGGCAGAGGCAGAAUCUUCACUGGAACCGGCACCAGACUGGAGAAACAGGGCAGCGCUUUGUGGAAUCUUUCCCCACCUGCAGUUACUUCAACACGAAUGCUUAUGGCUGAUGACACUACGGAGUUGAUGGAGGAGGCAGCGCGGGUUGCUCCCUGCAGUAGCCACCUGGACUGUGCAGACUCUACUCAGGCACUCCUCAAGACAUAUGCCUGGGUGGAACCUCCAGAAGAAGGCACCUACUGCCCCGUCGUCCUGGAAUUACCACACCAUAACGGUGACCAGCAGUUCUGCAAUGGGGUUCAGAAAAAUGAUCAACCUGCCAUUGCAGUUAUCCCAGACACUCCCACCCAGAGGGGACCUGCUGUUGGCAGGGAUGGUGGCACCUCCCCUGAUAGGGGUAAACACCACCCAUCAUGUGCCUCUGUACUCCAAGAUUCCAGCUACGAGGUCAUUUCCCUGGAGAGCAGGUCUUCCUCUGGCUUCUGUGAAAAGUUUGCUGGUCAUGUUGGAUCUGACCCAGGCCAAGCAGAGGAGUCUCAUGCGGUACACAUAGAGGACUCAGCCAGCUACUUCCUGGACCUCAACAGCAAUGGUGAUCUGGUGACCCGGGCCCUGGCUGACCUAGAUCUGAGUGCCAGUAUAGAGCUGCUAAGUGGCGGAGGGUACAACGAUGACAACCAACACUCCAUGACAUCCUGCGAUACAACCGAGCUCCUGCGGACAGCCUCUCCAUGCUGUGUAGAGUUUGACCAGGAGGCCGAGCCUGUUGAGACUAAAGAUGCUGCUGUGGAGGCCAGAAACGGUUCAAGUGAAAGACUACAAAAGGACACGGGCGAGCAGGAUCAGUCGGCAGCUCUCUCUUCACCUCAUAGCAAUAAGAGUGAGGAGUUCCGCGUGCAAAUGAAUGGCGGGAUUCAGUCACUGACGGACAUUCCUACUACAUCUACACCUAAGAAACGUAAAGUAAACGGACACACCCUGUCCUCAGACACUACAGAGAUACUUGAGGGGCAAUUUGAAGGAAUAGCCUACCACAGAGAUGGCACAAGAGUAGAUGUGCAGUGUGAUGUGUUCAAGACGAACCUCCCCAAUGGAACCUCUGUGUUCUGUGUGUGGAUGAGUCGGCCCGGCCUGCAGGGGACAAUGUUGCAAACAGAUCGAUCACUGCACAACCAAUCAGGAGCCAGUCUAGGAGAGAGGAUUGGAGAGGCCAGUCACAGGGAGGCGUUACGCUCCACUAUGGACUUGGAGCAGUCUCGAGCCUGUGACGGACAGUUUGAAGAAGAGUACCAGCCGCUUAAAGCUGUGGGUAAAGGAGCCUUUGGUUUUGUCUGGAAGGCUGAAAGACGCUCUGACGGACAAGAAGUGGUGGUGAAGUUCAUCCGUAAAUCCCGGAUUGUGAGUGACUGCUGGGUAGAUGACCCCAUGCUGGGGCGAGUCAGCCAAGAGAUUGCCAUACUGACACGAGUACAGCACCACAACAUUGUCAAGGUUCUGGAGGUGUUUGAGAAUGGAAAUUACUUCCAGAUGGUGAUGGAGAAACACGGAGUUAGUCUGGACCUUUUUGAAUUCAUCGACCUGCAGCCGAGGCUGGAUGAGCCCCUGGCCAGCUUCAUCUUUAGACAGCUGGUAGCAGCUGUCUUCUAUCUGAGGGGUAAGAACAUCCUUCACAGGGACAUAAAAGAUGAGAACAUCAUCAUCGACAAGUGUUUCCACAUUCGACUAAUAGACUUUGGCUCUGCUGCCAUGAUGGGUCCGGGGAAGCUCUUUUACAACUUCUGUGGCACACUGGAGUACUGCUCUCCAGAGGUGCUUCAGGGAAACCCCUACGAGGGUCCAGAGCUUGAGAUGUGGUCUCUGGGGGUUUUACUCUACACCCUCUUAUUCAGUGAGAACCCCUUCUGUGAUGUGGGUGAGAUUCUGGUAGCCAAACUCAAGCCCCCGUUCCCCCUCUCUUCAGAUCUCAAUGGUUUGUUGCGUGGGCUUCUGCACCCUGAUCCUGUCCAGAGGACAACUCUGGAUCAGCUCCUGCUGCACUCCUGGAUCAGCCAGGCCAUUUCCCUGGCGGAGUACAGCUGGACUGAGGUGGUUCCUACCACUCACAGCUUUUGCUCACCACAGGACCAAGAAUCCAGCCCUAUUAGUUACAAUAGACAAGGCUUGUUCCCAGAUCAUGAUGACAAGACUCUGCCCGAUGAUGAUGAGGAGGAGGAGGAGGAGGAAGAUGAGGAUGAUAGGUUGUCAAUGGUGGCCCUGGAGACGGAGCUCCAGAAGUACCUCCAUGACGGCUAAAGACUGAAUUUAAAGGGAGUGAAGUCCGACCAUCCGUCCAACGUUUUAUCUGCAGCAGUGCAAAGAGGACAUGAAUUGUAAAAUAGAUGAUGGAAUCUUGUUUUAAUCCAAGAACAUAAGCAAAUGGUACAUAACACAAACACUGCACCUUUGCCUUGUAUGAAGUAUACACAGUUUGCUACCAAGUGUAAAAGGCACCAUUGUCAAGCUGUUUGGUUGUCCAAAGUACAAUAUUUGUGUUAGCAGAGUGAGAUAUAGGAGCGCAAAAGCAUCACCAUGAACAUAGCAGCAUCUUCUACUCUUUUUAUUUAAUCUAUUUUAUUUAAUCAUUAGAUGUAGUGAAUAUUUGAGUGAUCAAAAUUAUGGUAAAGACUCACAGGGAAGCAGCGUUCCAUUAAAAUCCACGUGAACUGUGAUUUGUUCAUCUUAGAGAAACCACAUAAAAUUUUGAUAAAUUGAAGUUGAAAAGGUUUUUCAACUACAGCUUUAUGGAUCCUUGUUUAAUAAAAAUCUUUCUCCCGUCAAUGAUUUUAAAAUGUUUUAAUAAAUGAUUGUAAGUAUAUUUACAAUAUUUUAUCUAUUUGUAUACAUUAAUAUUUUACCUCAAAUGUGUUCUUUAUAUAUUUUUCCAGGUAAUAAUGAAUAAAUUGACUGUUAACCAGAA